Messenger RNA from Perca flavescens (yellow perch), 2786 nucleotides. It is a transcript of the gene dok2, whose product is annotated as docking protein 2. The record is from RefSeq and is a predicted model, not a curated record. Gene Ontology annotation, biological process: positive regulation of MAPK cascade; cell surface receptor protein tyrosine kinase signaling pathway; Ras protein signal transduction. The coding region runs from base 499 to 2421 and encodes 640 amino acids. Gene Ontology annotation, cellular component: cytoplasm. The transcript has 8 exons. Lineage: Eukaryota; Metazoa; Chordata; Actinopteri; Perciformes; Percidae.
AUCACACUAGUACCAUAGAGAGAGAGAGAAGAGAGGAGGUGAACCAUAGAAGGAGGAGAGGAGACGGGGAAGCUCUCCAUGAGACGAGCGAGUAAACCAAGAGAAAGGGAGAGAAAACUAAAGGGGGAGAUAGGAGAAGACAAAGGAGAAGCUCACGAAAAGGAGAGCAAUGAAAAGAGUCAGAAACAACGCAGAGGAAAAAGAAAGGAGGUGAAGAGGACCGAAGCCAAAGCAAGUAGAGGGUAGGAGGAGGAGGAGGAGGACGAGGACGAGGAGGAGGAGUAGGACGAAGAGGGAAAGAAGAAGAGGAGUAAAGAAGAAGAAAGUGGACAAGAAGAAUAACAAUAGGAGGUGAGAAGAGAGAGACUUUAAGCAGAAGAGGAAGCAGAAAGUCAGAGAGGAGGGGGAGGGGAGGAAGUGAAGAGGAAGGACAAGGGAGGGAAGGAGGAGAUACCGGAGGAGGAAUAGGAGGACAAGAAGAGGAGCAGCAUUGUCAGCAUGGAGGGGGACAUCAGGAAACAGGGGAUGCUCUACCUGCAGCAGCAGAGGUUUGGAAAGAAAUGGAAGCGUGUGUGGUGCGUCCUGUUCAGAGACAGUUCCUGUUCGAUUUCCAGACUGGAGUUCUUUGAAUGUAAAGAUGGAGGAAGUGCAGAGAAGAGUGACAAAAAUCUUCGCAAGCAUCAGGAGCACAAGAAGGUGAUCCGUAUGGCGGACUGUAUACGUGUGUCGGAAGUGGACAUGGACGGAUGUCCUAGAGACACGGGACCCUUCCUGAUCGAGACCACCGAGAAGAUCUACGUGUUCGCUGCGGACCGACUACAGCUGGACGACUGGACACACAAACUGUGUGAGAUCGCCUUCCCUACUAAUUGGACAGAACACGGAGUGAAGAAAGGAAGCCUGCAGAGAGGAAACAGAGUGGACGAAGAUGAAGGAAUGGAGGACAAUUCGUUGUACAGCGGCAGAGAAACAGUGCGUAACUUCAAAGUAUGUGUUCGAAGGACAGAGGCGGCUGAUCGCUGCAGACUGAAAGGUGACGGAUUCCUGCGAGCAGAUGGUGACGCUCUUCACCUGCUGGAUAAGGCUGGAGACAUUGUUUACACCUGGCCAUACAGAUACCUGCGCCGCUUCGGACGAGACAAGUCCACCUUCUCCUUCGAGGCUGGCCGGAGGUGCGACUCCGGUGAGGGCAGUUUUGAGUUCGACACCAAACAGGGGAACAUCCUGUUUCAGGCCGUGGAAGCUGCCAUCAACCUUCAGCGGAUCUCCUGCCCCCAGAGGCAGACCUCUGGGGGAGGCCGGUUGAGUCCAGAGACCACUCAGGACGGGAACCUGCCCCUCCCGCCCCUCAACCCACCCCUGGCCCAGUGCAGGAUGGCACCGCUGCCUCAGCUCCGCGGCCAUAUCCCACAACCCCCUGCUGCUCAGGCUGAUGACGGUGUGUACAGCAUGGUGACUGAAACUCCGAAUCUUCUUAUGAUUCUUCAAAAAGAUAAAGAGAGCUCCACUUCUUCACAACAGCAACACCGCCCCCAGCUGUCUCGUCUAGAGCCUCCAGUUGACAAAACGCUGACGGGUGUUAAGAGUUUGACUCUGGACACUCGCGGCCUCCCUGUCCCUCGUAAGAACCAGGUCAAGAUGAUCUCCAGCUGCCCUCUGCCUCAUGCCGGCCCCGAGCCCGGCCCCAACAUGGCCCAGGGCCCCGGCUCCACCCACAACCCCAGUCCUCGCCUCAGCCCCAAAACGAGCUCCAUCCCCACCCUAGACGAGACGUACUCCCAGAUCAACCUGCCGACCGCCGCAGAGCGAGGCGCCAAGAAGGAGAAGAGAAGCGGCAGCGUGGCUCCCUCCUGCACCCCCCCCGCCAACCGCAGUGAGCCGGACUACUCCCUCCCCUUCGACACCAUCGCCAUGAACGUCAUGUCAGAUAUCCUGAACUCCCAUCAGGCUCCAAGAGCUGAGUCUGGCGCAGACCCGCUCUACGACUGCAUCGACGAGAUGAAGAUCAGAAACAUCUUCCUAAGCGCCACCCCUGCUGCCGGCGAGCUGCAGUACAGGAAGGUGGAACACAUCUACGACGAGCCCGAAGGCUGCGCUGCCGCCCCUACGCAGAAACCUCCCAGCUCCGUGUACGAUGACCCCGAAGAAAUGAGAGGAGAUGCCUGGAGGAUUAUGGGUAUACCUGCUGACCCUAAAGGUCACGAGUACCCGUACAACGCCCGGGUGGACGACUACGCUGUGCCCAAACGAGCCCAGAGGGUGCUUCCUGUUAAACAAAGCACAGAGGAAGAAGAAGAAGAUGAAGAAGAAGAAGAAGAAGAAGAAGAAGAAUACGGGGAGGAGGAGCCACGGGAGGACGACGAACGGAGCAAGGAGCAGCAGGAUUCACCGUACAAAAACAUCAUGGUGAAGAUGGCGUAGAAGAGACAGGAAGCAGCUGUGAGCAUUAACAUGAUUCAGAUAUAAAUAUUUAGGUUUAUUAUUUAAUCCAGCUGGCAGACUGAGCCGAUCACUGAGACUCUGGUUUGUAAAGUCGUGACUCUCUGGCUGAUCUGCCAUCUUUAGUCUCUUUGUAUAAUAUCGCUUUGCACUGGCGUACUCCACUUCUCUGGAGGACAAGCAGUGCCUUCUUCUGUGUUCAAAUUUAGUGUUAAAUAAUUCACAGUUAAAUUGUUUCUGCUCAGUUCGUUUUUUCCCCUGCUGACUAGUGCUCUUUGAAACCUAUUAUUUUCAUUAUCAUUAAAGGACAAUUCCGGCGGAAAACAAACCUAGGGAUUAAUAACAGA